AUGAAUCUCCUUGCUUCGAAUCAAGAUAUAGGUAGCAUUAGAGUUAUCAAGAUAGCAAAGAAAUCAAAUGACAUGUUACAUGUCGAUAUCAAAGGAGAAUUGUGUCAUGGCUCUUCACGGAAUAAUUAUAUUUCCAAGAUUCUUACAUUUCAGUAUCACAAUGUUUCUCAUUUGGCUAUUUUGAGAAAGAGUGGUUCGAUUCAAUUGUAUACAAAGAAUCCAAGCUUGAGUUAUUAUAAUUUAUUCAAAGAUUGGAAGAAUAAUUUGACUGACAUUACCGGCGACGGCAUCAUUGCUCUUGAUAUUUUGGACAAUCAGUACCUUUACAGUUGUUCACGAGAAGGGAAAUUGAUCAUUCGUGAUGUGAUCAAUGAUGAUGCUGAUGAAGGCUACAGAGUUUAUAUGGUGGGGAAUAACAUUGGGAAAGUCGACUUGAAACUUGACAGGUUUAAGAACACAAUUUCUGUUGCCAUCUGUGGUAAGAAUUGUGAAUUAAAAGUUUAUGAGAUUGAUUUGAGUUUGGACGUUAAAGAUGAUUAUUCAGAAGGGCACGGAUCUGAUUUAUCAUAUGUUGGUAUCACAAGAAAUCGUAUUUUGCAAAGAUCGUUUACUACUUUGAAUUUGAACCCGCAACGUUUGUCUGUUUCGUAUAGAAAUCAUGAAAGAAGAAGUAGUGUUCUGUCCUUGGGUCACUUUUGGAAGUCAACUACAAAUUUAGAGCUGUACAUAUACAAUGUAAAUGAUUUUGAGUGCAUCUCACAAUGGAUGUCAGCGGUUCAAUUUAUUGAUGGAGGGGAUAACAUAAUUUGUGGGAGUCAAAUGGGUGAAUUGAUUCUUUAUGAUCCCUUGGAGGAUACGUUGCCAAUAUUUACUUCAAGAGUAUCACAGUUUCCAAUCAAGACAUUGAAGCAAAUGGAUGAGGAUCAUAUUAUCUUUAGUGAUUCUGUUAGUAAGAUAGGUAUAUUCCAGAUUCGUACCAAGGAAAUUGUUCUUGAAUACCAAGGCUUGGAAUUUGGUCCAUUUCUUGAUUUCCAGUAUAUUUUGCCCAAUAUACCAAAGCGAAAAAUUAGUGGAUCCAAGUUAUCCUUUGAGGAAAUUUACAUCAUGGCUACUACGGUGGACAAGAGAGUUAUGGUUUAUAAAUUAUUGGAUAAUGGUUCUCAUGAAUUGUUAUUAGACGUUAAACUUUUUGAUGGGUUAAUUCCUUCAAUUUGUUUGUUGAAUUCAGUUUCGGAGUAUUAUCAAUUUAGAACAGUAUUUGGGGAAUUGGACCACAACACUGAUCCAAAUAUCUAUAAAAAGAGAAAAGUCACUCCGAACUUGGCAAUUCCAAUAUCAAGUUCACCUUGUGCUCAAACUAGGACAGCAAAGAAGAAGGACGAGAAUGGGGUCGAGGACAAAUCAGUACACAUUUUUGCAGGUAUGCAAGAAUGUAACGAUGUAUCUCCUAUAUCAUCGUCCCCAGAUACAGCAGAUAACAAGGGCCAAUUUAUUGACGAUGCUCAUUUACAAAAGAUGCUUGUCAAAUGA
This is a messenger RNA of Candida tropicalis MYA-3404, 1530 nucleotides long. RefSeq lists its product as uncharacterized. The record is from RefSeq and is a predicted model, not a curated record. The transcript has a single exon. NCBI's taxonomy places the organism in Eukaryota, Fungi, Ascomycota, Pichiomycetes, Serinales, Debaryomycetaceae. Gene Ontology annotation, biological process: ribosomal large subunit biogenesis. Gene Ontology annotation, molecular function: protein binding. Gene Ontology annotation, cellular component: nucleolus; preribosome, large subunit precursor. Bases 1 to 1530 code for a protein of 509 amino acids.